Messenger RNA from Vigna unguiculata (cowpea), 1334 nucleotides. RefSeq names its product F-box family protein (gene FBS4). The record is from RefSeq and is a predicted model, not a curated record. Lineage: Eukaryota; Viridiplantae; Streptophyta; Magnoliopsida; Fabales; Fabaceae. Gene Ontology annotation, molecular function: protein binding.
GGGCACCUUAAUGAGUGACCAAAUUCAAACAAAGUAGAAUAAAAACCCUAGCGGCCCCAUUCCUUUCUUUCCCUCUCUGUUCCGCCUUCUAUUUUCACCUUCCACCUCACCACCACCAUCAUGCUGGGUUGAGUGUGGGGAACGAGAGAAUGGGGAAAGUGUCGCCGAAGGAGAAGACGAAGAGGGUUAAGGGGAGGAGGCAGUCACGGAGCUCCGGGAACAAGUACCUGAGGCCGGGGACUCUGGCUCAGCUUCGCUGCUCCAAGCCUGCAGGUUCGGCUUCUGCUGCGGGAAAGUGUUGCUGCACCGAUCUCGGGAAGAAGAGGGUGGCGGUGUUGCAUGCCAGGAAGAGAGCAAAGGGGCAUGAAGAGAAUGCCAGGGUUUUCGAUAAGAGUCCUGUGAUGCUGUCGCCUGUCAAUUUGGUUAGCCACGGUGCUGGUUUCGUCGGAACCCCCAAAACCCCUCGCCUCGACGAUUCCCUUUCUGAAUCCAAGCUCGAGUCUCUCCCCAUGGAAUUGCUGGUUAAAAUACUGUGUCUCCUUCACCACGACCAACUGAGAGCUGUCUUCCAUGUUUCUCAGAGAAUUAGGAAAGCUGUUAUGAUUGCAAGACAAUUUUACUUCAAUUAUACUACUCCAGAUCGCUCUCGGCAAGAGAUGUUAAGCACAAUGACUCCUCGUCCUACUGAGCAUUGGCCUUUUUUGUCCAAGGGUGAUGGGAAGGGAGUGAGAGUUCCAAGUCCACACACACCUAAAGCACCGCGACAUGGGCCUCGACCUCCUUCUCGCUUAAAAGUUUCUGAGAUGCGGCAGGUUGCAGCUGUUCUUUUCCCAGAGUCAGCUUUUCCUUCCCGUUGUUUGGUGCCAUCAGUUAUACCAAGGCCCCUAUACAAAUCUUUGGCAUCCAAUAGAGUUCUCUUCUAUGAAGAUGAGCUUUGCCAGGCAGUUGCUCAGAAUAAACUUCGCUGAUGCAACUGCGUCUUCAAUUUCAUUUUGCUCACCGCCUCAUACUCAUGUCCUCUGCUGUGUAUAUUCUCUUUCGGUCUCUACUCUCAAGUGAAUUUUAGAAUAGUUGAAAUGCAAUUUUGUAGUCUGUCUUGUGGCAGUGUAGGUGGUGUGGAUAUUUCAUAUAUGUCUAAAUAGAUGCGGAGGGUUGGCGAUGGUUGUGGUAAGUAAUAAUAUUAUUAUAGUCAUUACUUGUAUAGGGUUUGUAUGCUGAAACAAUUGAAGGAUCUUUCAUAUUAGUAGUAGUGUCAAAGGUAGUGCCCUAUUACCUUCAUCGUUGCUUCAUUGCAAUGGAUUUGUUGGAAUCUAUUGACAAGUAGUUUUGUCAAA